Molecule: messenger RNA, 1770 nt
Organism: Hydra vulgaris (swiftwater hydra)
Lineage: Eukaryota; Metazoa; Cnidaria; Hydrozoa; Anthoathecata; Hydridae
Biological process (GO): DNA integration; DNA recombination
Molecular function (GO): DNA binding
Source: RefSeq, a predicted model, not a curated record
CGUGUUCCUUUCGAGGUGAGAAACGUAUAGUUAAUUAGUUUUUGUCAAUAUUUUUACUUUAUCUUUAUAUAAAUUUGUUAGUAAUAAGUAGAACUUUUUUAGUCAAAUUUGUUUGACGUUAUCUUCCUCAAUCAUUGCAGGCAAAGAGCCAAUGAAUUUGCUUGGAGUUAAAAGUAACAAAAGCAUAUUGCUCCAUAAAACCGACCUCACCUCUUUUGAAAAAAAAAGGUAUAAAAUUACCAACUUUCCUUCUUUUGAAUGAUUUCGAACGUUGGUUGCUUAAAAUAAAGCAUCAAAAUAAAGACAACGCUCAAAACCAUUCAAACCACGUUAACAAAAUAUGGGCUACAUUGGAUCCACUCCAACGAUGUUUGCUAAAAAACUUAUUGGUGGAUCCCAAUUUGUUGUCAGAUUUUUAUGCUUCACCUUUAAUUGAGAUUAUUAAAAAACAACAAAAAUUAUCAGCGGACCAGCAAGAACCCCAUAUUCAGCCAAGAACAAUCAUGGCAAAACUAGGUUCAUUAAAAAUGUUUUUAGAGUUUCUCCAAUCAAGGUUAAUUUUCGCAGGUAUGACGCCAAUUGAUAUAGAAAAUUUAAAGCUGCGCAUUAAAGAAAUAAAUAGCUCUUUGAGACCUUAUGUGUCUCAACGAGAACAAGAUCUGAAAGGCUUUAAGAACCUUAAUGUGAUUACAAAAGAAAUAUUCAGUGUCUACUAUAACAGUAAGCACGUUGUCAACAUUCAAAAACUAUUAGGUUCUGCUUCUGUUAAGCCAACAAUUUCGGAAGCAAUAGACAUUAGAGACUAUUUGAUGAUAAAUAUUUGCUUCUGGAAUGCGACUAGGUCGUCAAAUUUAAUGAAUAUCUGCUUAGGCGAUAUUACAAACGCCUACCAAAACGAAGAGUUCCCCGAUGUCUAUUGUAUUAACUCGGACAGAUAUAAAACGUCCAUGAUUUAUAGAACUAAAAUCAUGGUCGUAGAUGAUGUUUUGUUGGACAAUAUAAAUGUGUAUAUUGAGACCUAUCUACCGUUGUUAAUGGGAAAAAAACCUAUUUCUCCAAGUUCAUUUAUUUUCGUAACUAAAUCUAGUGAAAGAAUCACUCAGUCAGCAAUUGCAAACGGAAUGACUGUCAGUUUUAAAAAAGCAGGUCUUUUUUCAUCAUCGAAAGAGCACAAACGAGUCUGCCCUACAAGAAUAAGAAUAUCGAUUGCGACAGAGAUUGCUUCUGAGGGUGACAAUGGGUUAGAGGAGCUGGCGACAGUUUACAUGAAAAACAAUCCUAACACCACAAAAAAGUUUUACAUUGCUAACUUUGUAAAUCGCAAAGCAGCGUCAAUAAGUAUUAAAGUGGGAACCCACUUUGAUCUUUUUAGAAAAACAAAGCCUAAACCGGUAUCAGUAGAGGGAUUGAAAAAGUGGAUGAAGGUUAAUUCGAAUAGAAUUAAAGAGCAAUUUAAUGUCAAUUAUGUUGAUGAGGAGAUAGAUCAUUACUUAAACAAAAACGGAGGUGAAGUUGUGUCGGAGGAUGAUGUGAUAGUUCCAAAAAGUAAACCCAAAUAUGUUGAAAGGCCAGAAAAGAAUAUUUUGGAAAAAGAUCAGAAUGUUGAUGUGGAUUUUUCAGUUACAAAAUCAUUAGAAAAAAAAGUAAAUAGGAAUGAAAGAAUCCGUUGAUUUAAAUGAAUCUGUUGUUAGUGAAGAUGAAAGUGGUCAGGGUUUGAGUAACAUAGAAAAAAAUGAUGUCAAAGAUGAUGAAAGUGUAAGUGUGUGUGUA